GCUUCGCUAGCCACUCGUAAAUAUAUAUAGCUCAUUGCCUUAAAACCCUAGUUUUUAGCUCCCACUAUCGUCUGCUCUGGCACUAGGGUUUACGGCAGGCGCACAGUACGGUUUUCGUCAGCAGGAAAAAUGGCUGUUCCUUUGUUGACGAAGAAGAUUGUGAAGAAGCGUGUCAAGAAGUUCAAGAGGCCCCAGAGUGACAGAAAGAUUUCUGUCAACGAAAACUGGAGAAGGCCUAAGGGUAUUGAUUCACGCGUUAGGAGAAAGUUCAAGGGAUGCACCCUGAUGCCCAAUGUUGGUUAUGGCUCUGACAAGAAAACUCGCCACUACCUCCCCAAUGGAUUUAAGAAGUUUGUUGUGCACAAUGUCAAAGAGUUGGAAAUUUUGAUGAUGCACAACAGGACUUACUGUGCUGAGAUUGCCCACAACGUAUCAACCAGAAAGAGAAAGGAGAUUGUUGAGCGUGCUGCACAAUUGGAUGUUGUUGUUACCAACAAAUUGGCCAGGUUGCGCAGCCAGGAAGAUGAGUAAACGCUGGUCUCUAAAUUAUGUUAUAAUUUUGAAAUGGACUUGAAUAUUUUAAGCAUUAGGCAUUUCUGGCCUUUGGAUUAAAUUUUUUUUGAGGUUAUUAUGUUUUAUUUGGAUAGUUCUUUUAAGUUUGAAUUAGAAUUCAUAUCAUAUUCAAGUUAUCUGAUUUAGAUCUUGUGUAUGAAUUUAUAUCAUACACAGGCUCAACCAGGGAUGAACUUGUGUAUGCCAUUAACUGAAGAACUCAGUAUGGUUGAUCAUUCA
Messenger RNA from Mangifera indica (mango), 792 nucleotides. RefSeq names its product 60S ribosomal protein L32-1-like. Gene Ontology annotation, molecular function: structural constituent of ribosome. The record is from RefSeq and is a predicted model, not a curated record. Gene Ontology annotation, cellular component: cytosolic large ribosomal subunit; ribosome. Bases 130 to 531 code for a protein of 133 amino acids. NCBI's taxonomy places the organism in Eukaryota, Viridiplantae, Streptophyta, Magnoliopsida, Sapindales, Anacardiaceae. Gene Ontology annotation, biological process: translation. The transcript is spliced from 4 exons.